GAUCAUCACGACAACAAUGGCGUCCGUCGGCGACAAAGAAGUCUCGCCAGAACCCAACGGCGCCUCGCCAUCCACCAACGAGACCAUCAACGAAGUCGACAUAAUCUGGCACAACAUGUAUGCACCCAGCACAUUUUCCACCUGGCGUAAGACCUCUAGUCGCUCCAUCGCAGAGCUAUUAGUCGACUUUGCGAAACUGGUGGAUGAUGGUAUUGUCAGUGUGAUUAGUUUGAAUGUUAGUAAGGCUUCUUUUGUAGCUGUUGUGGGAUGUGAGAGAGAUUGGGAUGGAGUCAAGGAUUUGAUAUUUGGGGCAACAAGAUGA
Molecule: messenger RNA, 322 nt
Organism: Aureobasidium pullulans EXF-150
Lineage: Eukaryota; Fungi; Ascomycota; Dothideomycetes; Dothideales; Saccotheciaceae
Exons: 2
Coding region: 17-322 (101 amino acids)
Source: RefSeq, a predicted model, not a curated record